AAGUGAAAUACCUCAGAUUUUAACAUUUAAACUUUUAUUACGUUUCGUUUGUGGCAGAAGAAAGUUCAAUUUUUCCAAAUAUCGAAUUGUGUAUUUUUUUUCGAACUGCGCAUACGUGAUGCACGCAUACAAAGAACGCAAUUUCGUGUUCUCGUUCUUACGUAAAACUACACGUAAAAUCCUAUCCGUUAAUCUCCACCAAAAGACGCAAGCACGCGACAAAGAAAUUAAAUCCCCCGUUUAAUUCAUAAGUAAUCUCAUUUCGAGGCGCAUAAUAAAUUUCGCUUUAUCGCUCCUUCUAUAUUUAUCCGUCUCUCUCUCUUUCUCUGUCGUUCUCGCGCGCGCGCGCGCGCGCUCUGUUCCGUUUAAUUCGCUGUUUAUUUUUCUCGCGUUACGCGACCGCGCGUAGGCGUAUUCUCUCUUUCAUUCCGUUCUCUCCUCUCGCGCUCUUUCACUCAUCGUGCGUUGUUUUGCUCCUUCUCCCCUCCCUCACUCCCUGUCACGCGUGUGUGCGCGCGCGCGCGCACAAUGUAUGCAUGCGUGUGGCUGGCUGUGUGCGCGUGCUCGCGCGAUCGGCUUCUCUCGGUGGCGUUCGAAGCGCAGUUACCUCACGCGGCACUUUCGUAUCGGUGGUAUCGCGACUGUUGUGUAUAUAGUUGCCGUUUAUUUAUGUCGGGAAUCUGCAAUCGGCGGGUAAAUGUGGUGAAACGGCAGUGAGAAAAGAAGAAGAGCAGUGGAGAGCAGAAGGAGAAGAGCACGGUCGCGGCAACUGCAGGAGGAAGGAAUCCAAGACGAUCGCGAUCGAAGCAGAGGCACGUCGUGAAGAAGGAAAAUAAUACAUAUAUAUAUAAAAAAAAAAAAAAAAAAAAUCCACGCGGAUUCCUGACGUUUUACUUGAGGAACGCUGCAAACGGGGAGCACUCGAGUAAAAUUCAUGCAUUCCUGAGUGCUUAUAUAGAUCGAUCGACAGUGAUCAAUAGACGGGAUACGCGAUUCGCCAACACGAAGGGGGGGAUAUUUGAGAGAGAGAAGCUGUGAAGUCCAUUUGAAAAAAAGGCCGGGAGUCAACUUGGGUAGAAACGAAAAUUCAUUGAGCCGCGCGAGAGGAUCCAUCGAAGACGACGCACGAUCGACGUUGAGGAGAGAGGCGCUUCAGAGAUUCCGCGCUGGAAAUAUUCACUGAUCGUUGUUUAAUCGCGAGGGAGAGACCGUUGGAGAAUCUAACAGGAGCAGCAGCGGUGUAGAAAGAAAACUUUCCGCGUAUAUCUCUCCGUCUCGGCCUCGGUUGCCGCCGCUGUUGCCCGCCGCCGUCGUCGCUGUCGCCGUCCGCGCGGAUUGGUGCACGUUCCUCCUCUCUCUCUCUCUCUCUCGUUCGGCGUGCGUCGGUGUCGUCAUCGGUUGGUUUACUUGUGCGCGUUCGUGCGCGCAGUUACGCGGCCGAAGGUAGCCGACGUGCGGCGAAGUCGCCCGAGGCGGCGCGGCGCGGCGCGGCGGCCCAAGACAUCACGAUUACGUAUCUCGCCGGUAUUCCCCUCCCUCCCUCCCCCCCCUCGUUCUCGCCUGCGCGCCCGUCGUCCGCGCACGUGCGCGCGCGCGUCGUCGUGUGUGUGUGUUUGUGUGCGUGCUGUGCGUGAGGCUGUGUACGCCCGGGUGUGCGUCCUCGGCACGUGUGUUGGCGCGGGAGCGUGCGGCAGAAGAAAGGGGAACGAGCGCGAACGGAAGCAGCCAGGAUUACUCCAAACCGAGGAAAUAUGAGCAUUGCUGCCCUAUUACAAGCCGCCGAGUACAUUGAACGAAGGGAAAGAGAAGCUGAACAUGGCUAUGCUUCAACGAUGCCAAUACCCGAUGAUAUGCGGACGAUUACAAAGAGGCCAAAGACGAAAAAGUCCCAAGGCAGCAGAACGACUCAUAAUGAGUUGGAGAAAAAUAGGAGAGCCCACCUUAGAACUUGUCUCGAGAAGCUGAAGCUGCUAGUGCCACUCGGACCUGAAACCUCAAGGCACACCACGUUGGGCCUUUUGACCAAGGCCAAGCGGUUUAUCAAGAACUUGGAGGACCGCGAGCGUAAGCACACCAUACACAAGGAGCAGCUGUCGCGCGAGCACAGGUUCCUGAGACGGCGGCUCGAGCAGCUGACGAACCAGACCGGCCUCCAUGGCCUUCAUGCGCUUCAUGGCCUCCACGGGCUCAGCACGAGCGCGCCGACCGGCUCCGUCGCCGCUGCCGCCUCCGCAGCGAUGCUGUCCAAUAAGCGGCGUAGUAUCUCUGAGUGCUCCCUGGGCACGGCGUCCACCAGCUCGACCGGAAGCUCCAGUAACUCGGACAGGUCUGCAGGUAGCCCAUCCAUCUCGGAGUCUGAUGAAGUGGAUGUGAUUGGUUACACGAGCAAUCAAUCGGACACCGAUGAUCAUAGUAGCGUACAGAGUAGUAGCGACAGUGGUGUCGCCAUGUCCACCUCCAGACUGACUCUUUCCGAGAUGAUGGACAAUCUUUAGACAAAGAGGCGGUGCGAUGCGAUGGCGGCGAAAGAAGAAACGAUUGAAGAAGGAAAAGGGAAAAGGAUAGGGGAUAGGAGAUAGAGCGAAAGGAAGAAGAUCCAUCGAGGCGUACGAAAAUUGACGGCGCGCGAAAUAUCGACUCAUACACACAUUACAUAUAUACACAUAAAAUGCACAUUUAAAUUCGUACUCAAUACAACUUUGUCCUUCCAAAAUGGCCUGACUGGCAAAGCAACGUUGAAGAAGAAGAAGAAGAAGAAGUGUUUUAGAUACCAUUCGACUUGGCGAAGAUCUUCAAAAAACUGAAUAAAUUAAAAAAAAUCAAUUAUGAAAGAGGUACGAGAUACUUGGAUUACCAAGGCUCAAAGAACAUCAAUUGUAACGCAAGAAGAAGAAAAUAGAAGAAACGAAGUUAUCUUUGAUAUCAUUUCAGUUCUAACCUAUUAUAAAAAGGAGAAGAAGUCUUCAAUACUUUCAUUGAAUAUUGCGGAGAGAGAUAAAUGACCUGGAGAAAAAGAGACUAAUGUAAAACUGAAAAUGGAAGAAACGAUCCAUUCUAACAAUAUGGAAACGGGUAGAAAGGAAAGGAUGUAUAAAAUAUAAAUAUCAUCAACUAAGAAGAACAACAUUUGGAAAUAUUGAUCGGAGAAAUUAAUAAGAAAAUAAACCAGUUGUUUAAAAAAAAACUGUAAAUGCAAAUAGGAAGAUUUUACAAUUUCUGAAAUUGCAGUAAAGUCUGGUAUAUUAUGCAUUCAAAAGAAAAUAAAGGAAAAACAACUGGAACAAAGAAAGAUGAAAGAAACGAAAUAAAAGAAGAAAAAUUAAUCUAGACAAGAAGGCAAAUAAUUUGGAACAAAGGUAAAGAGUUAAGAAGAAGUGAGAAGGGAAGAAGAGAAAAAAAAUGGGAAAAUUUGACAAGCAAAAAAUCAGCUACUUUUUGAAAAGUUGAUGUCGAAAAAAGGAAUAGAAGUAUGAAAAAUAAGAAAAAA
This is a messenger RNA of Cyphomyrmex costatus, 3487 nucleotides long. RefSeq names its product MAX dimerization protein (gene Mxd). Lineage: Eukaryota; Metazoa; Arthropoda; Insecta; Hymenoptera; Formicidae. Gene Ontology annotation, biological process: regulation of transcription by RNA polymerase II. The record is from RefSeq and is a predicted model, not a curated record. Bases 1752 to 2495 code for a protein of 247 amino acids. Gene Ontology annotation, molecular function: protein dimerization activity; DNA-binding transcription factor activity, RNA polymerase II-specific; RNA polymerase II cis-regulatory region sequence-specific DNA binding. The transcript has 8 exons.